AUGGACAGAGUGAUUCAGCCACCCUUGGUGGACACAACAGCAUGCCUUUGUCGGGUAGAUGCAGGCCUCAAAACCGUUGCUGGAGCUAAAAAGUAUGUGCCAGGGACAAAGCUUUGUCUUCAGCCUGACAUCAAACCUUCAAUUCACCCCACAAGGCAGAAGCCACCACAUGACAGAAGCAGGAGUCAAUCCCCUCUGCUUCCUGGACUUCCUGAUGAUCUUGCCAUUGCUUGCUUGAUCCGUGUUCCAAGAAAUGAGCAUCGAAAGCUGCGGUUAGUCUGCAAGAGAUGGUAUCGUCUUUUGGCGGGUAAUUUCUUUUACUCACUACGGAAGAAUCUUGGAAUUGCAGAGGAAUGGAUAUAUGUCAUGAAGAAAGACCGAGAUAGAAAAAUAUCAUUGCAUGCCUUUGACCCCAUAUAUCAGCUUUGGCAGCCUCUCCCUCCCAUCCCCAAAGAAUAUUCUGAAGCCCUCGGUUUUGGGUGUGCUGUUCUUAGUGGUUGUCACCUCUAUUUGUUUGGUGGCAAAGAUCCAGUUAAAGGUUCAAUGAGGAGAGUCGUUUUUUAUAGUGCACGGAACAAUAAAUGGCAUCGAGCCCCAGAUAUGCUUCGGAGGCGACAGUUUUUUGGCUGUUGCGUUAUAAACAAUUGUUUGUAUGUAGCUGGUGGGGAGAAUGAGGGUGUUCACCGGUCCCUAAGGUCAGCCGAAGUUUAUGAUCCUAACAAGAACAGGUGGUCCUUCAUUUCUGAUAUGAGCACUGCAAUGAAUCCUUUUGUAGGGGUCGUUUACGAAGGCAAGUGGUUCUUGAAGGGGAUAGGUUCUCACCGACAGGUUUUGAGCGAGGUCUACCAACCUGAAACGGAUACCUGGUGCCCUAUCUAUGAUGGUAUGGUUGCAGGUUGGAGGAGCCCGAGCACUACGGUUAGUGGCCAUCUCUACGCGUUGGACUGCAAAGAUGGCUGCAAGCUUCGAGUAUAUGACGAAGCAACUGGUUCUUGGAGCAAACAGAUUGAUGGUAAAAUGCAUUUAGGGAACUCAAAAGCUUUAGAGGCUGCAGCACUUCUCCCUCUUAACGGGAAGUUAUGCAUCAUUCGGAACAACAUGAGUAUUUCACUAGUCGACGUCUCGAAAUCAGACCAUGGUAGGAACCGCUUCAAAAGUCACAUUGUUCACAGCCAGAAGAAGAAGGUAAAGAAGGUCUCUCAUAUCUCGACGUCUCGCCGCCUUCCACCACCGACCACCGGCGCCUCUCAUCUAUUUGGAAUAGAAAUGCUCAGAGCAUUCAUUGAAAAGGCAGCUUUCAAGAAACCCAAUAUUUAUUUUGCACAAUUCAAGUCGCUGAGAUGGAUGCAUAGUAGGAACAAGCAGUCCAUGGAGUUAAUUGCCAAAGGGUGGAGUGCUUUGCAGGAAGUUGAUAGAGUGAUUGAUUAUUGUGAACUUAAUGACAAGCGUCUCAUCCCUCUCCUUAGGACUGCAAAGGAGAACUUUGAAUUGGCCCUUGAAGCUGACAACUCAAACACUCAUGCUAGAUAUUGGUUGUCCAAUCUGCAUAUGAAAUACCAUGUACCUGGUGCAUGUAAAGCCGUAGGGGCUGCUUUGUUAGUGGAAGCUGCAGAGAUGGGUGAUCCAGAUGCACAGUAUGAACUGGGUUGCAGCCUAAGAGUUGAGAAUGACUAUGUUCAAUCAGAUCAGCGAGCUUUCUAUUAUCUGGAGAAGGCUGUUGAGCAGUUGCAUCCAGGUGCUCUCUACCUUUUAGGUGCUGUAUAUUUGACUGGGGAUUGCGUGAAAAAAGAUGAUGCCUCGGCAUUGUGGUGUUUCCAUAGGGCUUCUGAAAAGGGUCAUGCUGGUGCUGCUGUAGCCUAUGGAUCGCUUCUUCUUAGAGGUGUUCAAGUUCCGGAAUCGCUAACCAAAUUCAAUGUCAAGAGAGGAUCCUCCAAUCGAAAAUCAAGGAAGAAUGCUGGAAGCCCUGAACCUAAUCCAGUUGAGAUGGCAAAAGGACAAUUUGAGAUAGCUGCCAAUGCUGGAUGUGAUCUUGGAUUUAGAUGGUUGAAAAGACUCGAGGAGGAAGAAAAGAGACUGCUUGUUUCACAAUCAUGA
Fraxinus pennsylvanica is the source of this 2094-nucleotide messenger RNA. The record is from the annotation of a GenBank genome assembly. Lineage: Eukaryota; Viridiplantae; Streptophyta; Magnoliopsida; Lamiales; Oleaceae.